CUUCAUUCCUCUAGGACACUGCUAUAUUAAAGGGGUUUUACCUUCACAACAUCUCCAAUAAGGGCGAGAAAAUGACAUUGGGUCACAAUACGUCAAACCACAAUGACACACUGUGGUUCUAUGAAUGCAGCUUACAGCUGGACUGGCAAUCUCGGCGCAUUGCGCUGUUCCUGUUCUACCUGUUCCUGUUCAUGGUUGGAUUGAUCGAGAAUUGCGUGGUGGUUUGGGUAAACUGGCGCCGGCGACAUUCAGCCAGCGGUGUGCUCUUCUGUAUUAUCAACGUCAGUCUGUCCGACCUGAUGGUGGUCACCACUAUGCCAUUCUUCAUGCUAGAGAUCGCCAUGGAGGAGGUUUGGGUUUGGGGCCGAUUUCUGUGCAAGGUCACGCACUUCAUCUACAUCAUCAACUUCUACAGCAGCUCCUUCUUCCUGGCCUUCAUGACUCUGGAGCGGUACCUGACCUUAACGCGACCAAACACGCCCAACUGCUUUCCACUGGAGCCCAGACACCGGAGAUGGCUACUGUGUGGUGGAGUGUGGCUUCUGUCCGUGGUGCUGGCACUGCUUGAAAAUGUCCACGUGGACCUGCUGGAGUGGGAUGAACCUGGCUGCUACAUGGUGCCUGAGAUGAACUACUUUGAUUGGUUUGUCUCCCUUGCCUCCUUAUCCCUUAUCUUCCAGUUUUUGGGCCCUGCAUCAGUCAUCAUCACUUGUAACAUCCUGAUUGCACGGGCUGUGCGUUCCUCUCCAGACGUCCAGAAUCGCAGAGAUCUUUGGCUGUUGCGAGUGUACUCAUUCGUCUUCGUGGCCUGCUGGCUACCCUACCAUUUUGUGAUUUUCCUGCUGUUGGUGGACAUGCUGAACCCAAACCUGAUGUCCUGCAAUACUACAGACGGUCUAUUCUUCACUUUGAACAUUGUACAGUGCAUCUCAUUCUUCCAUUGCAUCGCCAACCCCAUUCUCUAUAACUUCCUGAGCAAGAGAUUUUGUGCCAACCUCACCAGCGAUAUUCUUUCCUAUAUUUCCUCACCGCCAUUCAAUGCAACUGAUGGUGUGGGGAGAUUGCAGCAGAAGGAACGGAAGCUCAGCAAUGCCAGUACCAGUCAUUCAGAGAUAGGAUCCUAAAAAGGUCAUAAUGAGGUCUUGGCACAUAUUGGUGCUUCACCUAAUUUGUGUUGCUGUAAAGCAUCAAAAUGUCAUCCAAAUAAGCUUCAUUUGUGUUUUAACACCUCCACAUAGGUAGCUAAAGAGACAAUUUUAGAAUUAUUCACAUUUUUAAACAUAAAAGAAGGGUUUGAGUAUCAUGGUCCCUUCUAAAAUACAGAAUUGCCAAUUUCUUAGUGCAAGGGCUAAUAGCCAUUCUGAAAAGAACAUUUUAAGAUGCUAAAUGGUUUGUUUUUAUUGCUUGUAAACAAUGGAGCUGGAAGGCCAAAUGGAGUCAAAUGUCCAUGAAAAGAAAGGUUAUGGGUUCCUCUUAGCAGUUUCAAAAAAGGAAGGAAAAUAUCUCCCUGCAUCCCACUCCACAGGAAGCGAUGGCAUUGCUACUGAGGAACAUGUCACAAAUUAAAGGAAGUGUAGCAAUCAAACAUUUACAGAUGAUCUGUACACUGGACAAAACAUGUAAAUAACUUGGUUUCACUACUAAAACUUAUCGCAAGUGCAACCCCAAUUCCAAAAAAGUUGGGACACUGUGUGCAACAUAAAUAAAAACAG
Molecule: messenger RNA, 1712 nt
Organism: Neoarius graeffei (lesser salmon catfish)
Lineage: Eukaryota; Metazoa; Chordata; Actinopteri; Siluriformes; Ariidae
Product: G-protein coupled receptor 182-like
Exons: 2
Coding region: 72-1124 (350 amino acids)
Biological process (GO): G protein-coupled receptor signaling pathway
Cellular component (GO): membrane
Molecular function (GO): G protein-coupled receptor activity
Source: RefSeq, a predicted model, not a curated record